Scatophagus argus is the source of this 3175-nucleotide messenger RNA. It is a transcript of the gene ptcd1, whose product is annotated as pentatricopeptide repeat domain 1. Gene Ontology annotation, biological process: tRNA 3'-end processing. The record is from RefSeq and is a predicted model, not a curated record. NCBI's taxonomy places the organism in Eukaryota, Metazoa, Chordata, Actinopteri, Scatophagidae. Gene Ontology annotation, cellular component: mitochondrial matrix. Gene Ontology annotation, molecular function: protein binding; tRNA binding. The coding region runs from base 354 to 2489 and encodes 711 amino acids. The transcript has 8 exons.
CGAUCGGACCCAUGUUUAGAGUGUGAUGUGAUGUCCCGAAUAAAUUAAGCUUUUUCAAUCAUUAAUAUAACCAGAAAAUGAAUAGCGUCAUUUUAAAACGCAGUUUGUAUAUUUCGUCAAUUCCUUCCGGGUAUUAAAGCGACAGGAUGCGUUUUAAUGUUUUGUCGCUAUCUACUAUUCAGGUCUCGUGUAGUUUGUGUCAUUGACACAUCGUGGUGAGUACAACAUGCGGGGCGCUGCGGGGAUAGACGUCUUCUGAUAGCAAUGUUUGAUAAGCCGUCUGUUUCUCCGCCAAAUUGAAGUUAAAGUCACGUUAACUAGCUAGUAUUCAACUUCAUAAAAUCGAUGAAAAAAUGUUUACAUCCGUCGCCUGCGCGUGCGUGCGAAACGGGACGAGAGUCUCGGUCCCUGUUGCUAAGUUGUCCCUCUCUUCAACGGUGAAGACCUCGCAAAGGACUCUGAAUCUGACAGGGGUACAAGAUGAGUCUCUGCCGUGGUUAUCCAGACUCCUCACACCGACUGCCUGGCGGGGCAGGGGACCGACCUUCAGAGGUGUGUCCCUAUCUGCAGCUUCCCGUGGAGGUACUGACCCCCAGGGUUCAGCUUCUGUCCCCUGCGAGAGCGACCCGCUAGAUAAGAAGAACUUCGGCUCCCUGUCCUCCGACAUGUCUUCCAGGAGGUUGUUCAGAAAAAGCAGCCCAUACGUGCAGGAUCUGCGGUACCGAGAAGAGGAGGACGAGGAGGAAGAGACGCUAAAAGCUCGGAGGCCCGGGAGGAGGAACACACCGUAUUGGUACUUCUUACAGUGCAAGAAGCUGAUCAAAGAGAACAAGCUGCAGGAGGCCUUGGACAUGUUCAGCAGAGACAUGCUGCAGGGAGAGAGGCUGCAGCCGGCCGAGUUCAACUACACUGUCCUGAUAGGAGGCUGUGGCCGAGCUGGACAACUCAAGAAGGCCUUCAAACUCUACAAUGACAUGAAGAAGCGAGGUCUUGAUGCUACAGAUGCUACCUACACCGCGCUGUUCAAUGCUUGUGCUGAGUCGCCAUCCAAACGAGCCGGCCUCCAGCAAGCGCUGAAAUUGGAGCAAGAACUCCGACGCAAGAGCUACCCCCUCAGCACCAUCACGUACCACGCCCUUCUGAAGACACACGCCGUCACCAACCACCUUCAAGCCUGUAUUCACACGCUCAGGGAGAUGCUGCAGAACGGCCAUGUUGUAACCCAGGAGACGUUUCACUACCUGCUGAUGGGCUGUUUAGCGGACAAAGACACAGGAUUCAGACUGGCUUUACAGGUCUGGCGCCAGAUGUUGAUGUCCGGGAUUCUUCCAGAUGCAAAGAACUAUAACUUGCUCUUGCGAACUGCAAGGGAUUGUGGGAUUGGCGAUCCCGCCCUGGCCGCUGGCGUGCUGCUGAGGUCCGACUGGAAGCAUGACAAAGAACGUGUGUCAAAGUCUGGACACAAGGAUGUAAUAGACAUUGACCUUCUGGAGAGACAGUUGUUCAUACAACCCGAUCCCCUCAGUGACGGUCCACAGGACAGCAGAGACGGUGAAGACGAGUCCUACAGCGGACAAGACGCAACCCAUUUGAUACCAGUCAGACAAACGGCCUCCCUGCCCAUUGACUUAGCAGGUGAUUGUGCAGACCCUAACCUGCUGGACCUUUUUGAGGGUAAGAUGGGUGGUGUGAUCUCCCUCGGCACUGUGGAUGGGGCAUCAGACAGACUCGCGCUCAUCGGAGGAGCUAAAGGUUUCCUGGAGAAGAUGGAAGCUAAGGGACUCAAGCCAGACCUCAGAACUCUGACCCUGCUGGCCGACAUGAUGGACCCGGGCUGCCAGUCCCUGCUGAUGCUGCUGAAUGUCGCCACGCAGCAUAAACUGAAGCCUGAUGUCGCGUUCUUUAACUGUGUGAUUCGUAGAGCAGCCAGGGCUGGUGAUUUGGAGGGGGCAAAGGCUGUGUUGAGUGUGAUGCAACAACGCAACGUAAGCGCGAAUGUGCAGACGUUCGGAUGCCUCGCGCUGGGCUGUGAGCGACAGAACGACGGCCUGCAGCUGCUUAAAGACAUGGAGGAGGCGGGUCUUAAGGCUAACGUCCAUGUGUUCUCAGCUCUAAUUGGCCGAGCAACUCGAAGACUGGAUUACGUCUACCUUAAAACGAUCCUCAGAAGCAUGAGCAGCAUGGGGGUGUGGCCUAAUGAGGUCAUCAUCAGACAGCUGGAGUUUGCCUCACAAUAUCCUCCAAACUAUAACCAGCACAAGUCCAGAAACAACUACCUGGUCCAAAUUGAUGGUUUCCGCGGUUACUACCAGCAGUGGCUGAGAGAAAUGCCUGCUCAGAGCUCUGAGGACGAGCAGUCGGGGACGGAAGCUGCAGUGCUGAAAACAGAAGCUGCAGAUGGACUGAUAGAGAGCCAAGGGAGCCAGACAGCAGCUUCAAGAAGAUAUAUUUCUCAUAAGAAGGACAAGAAGAGCAGCGCUGCUCUGUAACAGCACUCCUCAAAGUAUCUGUGAUUUCUCUCCUCGAUCCUCUGUUGGUGUGUGAGCUUGGAUGGACUUGGGGUCAAAGUAGUGGCUCAUGGAAUUUCAGUUAACUUAAUGCAGACCCAUUUUUCUCUAAAGAUCAAUGUUAUUGUAAUUUUAUAUUCCUAUUAAAACAAAAUUCAAGUUUCAGUACAUGACUCUUGAGACAUUAAAACAUUUCAGUUGUUGCAUUAUGUUUAUCUCAACCAGGGAGGUUAUGUUUUCAGUUUGGUUGGUUUGUUAUGUGGUCAGUUUUUCAUGGCCUGAAGAAGAACAUUAGAUUUUGGAGUGGAUCUGAUUCACAGAGGUGAAUAUAUAAACUACUUUUCACUUUUGUUAACAAAACAGAUUAUGGAAUUUGGCCUUGAUAGAAUAAAGGUACCGUUAGGCCUCUCAGGUGGCCUACACAUGUUGUUGACCCAGCUUCAUACAGAGGCUUAGGGUUAGCAGUUGUUACGGUGCAACUGGUACAGCUUUAACAUUGCCACAGUUUUUCUAAUGCUUUUUUUCUCAAACUAAGGCGUGGCUAUAAAAACAGAAAUUCCCAUAUAUUUGUGGCUUUACAUAAUGUUUUCUGAUUUCUGCAUUGUAUGACAGCUGCUACAAUGAUUUCAUGAUGUAUGUAGGCCUACAUAUUAAAUUACUAAAUCAUA